AUCUCUAUUUCUAUUCCGAGACUUAUCUGCAAAGAUAAAUAUGUGAGGGUAUUAUAGGCAAGAACUACACAAGGAAGGUCUAUACUUCUUUCCAGCUUAGUGUUUAGAGAUAAAUAGUCAUAGAAACCGGCUGGCAGUCUACAGUAACUCGCCAGACUCUUUUAUUUCUCAGGUGUUUUGGAGAAUAAAUGAGGUUACAAUGGCCAUCUCUCCUAGUCUCCUAAUUAUCGCUUUCGCCGGAAGCUUUUUUAAUGAGCAUGUAAUCUCCAGCAGUGACAAAGAUGAUCGUGAGUUUUUUCUUGAGAAAGAUCUCCAGGCUCGAAGACGAUGUCCUGCAACUCAAACAAAUGCUGUUAGACUUCAUGGCUGAAGGAAAGCCAAGGGUAAACAGGGAAGCGGAAACCGAUUUUGUUGCAUCUAUGGUUACUCAGCAUGACCAAGACAUUACAAAUUUAAUUUCGGAUGUUCAAGGUCUAAAAGAGUUAACAGGUUCCACUUUUGUACGAUGGGGUAGAAACGAGUGUCCAGAUAACGCUACGCUAGUUUACAGAGGAUUCACCUCCGCCUCUCAUUACGACGACACGGCGUCGACACCCAACCGGUUAUGUCUGACAGACACUCCAGGGUUCGACAGCACGGACAUGUACGGCGACUUCUACCAGCGCGUGUUUGGUGCCGAGUACUUCGUCACCGGACCCAACCACACCGUCGUGCCCUGCGCCGUCUGCCGUACCCCUCAGCCCACCACCAUCAUGGUCCCGGGUACGUGGAACUGCUCGGAGGGUUGGGACACACAGUACAUCGGACACAUCAUCGGCCACUUCUUCACCGAUAUCAGAGCUUCGGAGUACAUCUGCCUAGACGCCGAGCCAGAGGAUGCUGACGGGAACGAGGCUGGGUGGGACUCCGGUCUCGCAAUGUAUGCGAUAAUCUCGUGCGGUUCUCUCCCUUGCCGCCAUACGAGGCUGACGAGGUUGUCACGUGCGUUGUGUGCUCCAAGUAGAUUGAAAGGGGGAACUUUGCUUUACAACUUUAUAAUUCAGUUCACAGCGAGACGAAAAAAAACAAAAUUACAGUGAAGAAAUAAAGAGAACUCUACUGUACUUUUUAUCCUUCAAAGAAAGGCACAAAUAAUAUCGAGGAAUUACGCCCACCAAAAAAAUUAUGUUCACAAACAUUGCAGCACUGAAAUUAAAAAAUUUAAACAGUUCGCAUCCGUACGGGGGAAAUGUCAUUUGUAUUAUUAUUAUUAUUAUUAUUAUUAUUAUUAUUAUUAUUAUUAUUAUUAUUAUUAUUAUUAUUAUUAUUAUUAUUAUUAUUAUUGGUGCUGAGGAUUGAGUGAAAACAUCAUAAAAUUGACAUUGAAAGAAACUCGUACUGCCUUUACAAUAUUAAAAUGCAAAAAGCAAACAAAACCCACGAAGAGCUAGCUACGGAAAAAAACGGCCUGUUACUUAUUUCUUAGGUUUUUAAACAUUAAGAGUACAAAAGAAAAAUGUAAAUCUGAAACUUUUACCAUUCUUGACAAUAAAAUCUAUAACAUAUUAUACUUUACUUUAGUGAGACAUUCCUACUAAAAUAAAUAUUUUUUUAGUUGAAGGGAGGCUACUGUGCACUGGGAUAUUUAACAGCAGUACUACUUCCCUUGUACCCUUCGUUAAAAGUUUGCAGACUAGGUGAUGAGAGACUGAGUCUCAUGGAGAUAAUACUUUAAAGAAUAACAAAAUUUUAUUUUUAUUUUGAAGAGAGCUCCGUAAAUGCCAUCUUUUUGCUAUCUUGGAAAUAACAAGAAAUGAAUUAAAAUAUAUAAAUUUCAUUUUUGUACAUGAGUAUUUCUCAAGCUUCAAAGAAUUCUGUCCUAUAAAAGAACUGUUUGCAUUUCAGGUUUCAAGAAAACUAGGCAAACCGUAUAAAAAUAAUAAUAUAAAACACAGCAGAAGGAACUAGUUCACUUAAAUGUUUCUUGUAGCUGUCCUUAAGAUUUUCCAAUUUUUGUUCAGACAGAAGAAUGAAAAAAAAAAAAAAUAAAUAAACCCAGCUGCGUAUUUAAAAGCUUCGUCUGCAGUAGCAUGUACAUGUUAAGGAAAAACAAAUAACAGUAUGUAAAGCAUGUU
Messenger RNA from Pomacea canaliculata, 2114 nucleotides. RefSeq lists its product as uncharacterized. The transcript is spliced from 5 exons. The record is from RefSeq and is a predicted model, not a curated record. Bases 282 to 1079 code for a protein of 265 amino acids. NCBI's taxonomy places the organism in Eukaryota, Metazoa, Mollusca, Gastropoda, Architaenioglossa, Ampullariidae.